CCCAGAGUACCGUACGUACGAGUGUACCAAACCACCAACACCAACACCAUCCACCAAUCCGCAGACAAGAAAAUCGCCAACCUCGAUAUGCGCCUGCGAAGCGGAGUCGUCGUCGAUGUGCAAAAACCUCGUCCGCUACAGCGGGCAUGUUGGCAAUGCCGAACGGCACAGGAAAGAGUAAGAUCAUAUCUCCAGACCGCCGCAGGACUCGUACCAAACUGCAGGUAAACGAUUUCGGCAUACUGACUCAGCCUGAACUAUACAGACCAAUCCCAAGAAAUCAAUCUACGAAUGCGAUCCCCGCUGCAUAGUCGCCAACUUCGAACAACGCAAGAUCCCCGAGAAAGUCCUCACUUCCUUUCCCAAAAUCGUCGGUCUCGGGACCUCAGAGUUCAUCCUCCCCGCCUCAUUAGGAAUUUAUCUCAAGAUCCAGAAACAAUAUACGAGCGGCGAGGACUUUCCCAUUCGCUUCUUUGACCCUUCGCUCAUAUGGCUGGAUCCACAGAGACCGCCGCCGUAUUAUGCGGCAAUUGCGUAUAUACGGAAGUACCGCGCGAGUCUGGUAGAAUGGGGAAACUGGUACGAACCACGGACAUUGAUAAUCAUGGGCGAAUUUCUCGCCUGGCAGGAAACCAGGAUUAAAGAGGCGGUCAAGUGCCAGAGGCAUUUAACGGAAGAGGUUUUGAUAUUAGCUUCCGUGUUCAGGAUUUUGGCUUAUAGUCAUGAGUUGGUACAAGUGUGGUUCAAUCUUGGGGACGCAGAGGAAUUCCAGUUCGAGGGAAUGUUCAAUUCAAUACCCAAAUCUAUCACCUUCCCCGGCGAAGAUCCCGUCAUCUCGAUAUCUACGUGCGAGGAACCACCGACCGACUCAGAGGAAUCUGUCGACAUCUCUAUGCUCCUCUCCACCAUCAUGCAACAACUUCAAACCAUGAUACUCCGUCGAAAGCCCUCCGAUUGGCCAAUAAUCAUAGCCGUCCUCUCGAUUCUCAAACUGUCAGAGAAUUCAUUAAGCUGUGGUCUGCGAUACUUUUCGCCCUUCGAGAAUGCACCCCGUUUUGAACACGCCUUGAACUCGCUAUGUGUCCUGUUCGAUUGUAUAGAUGGGCGACAUCCGUUGUCAGAAGAGUGGAGCGCAUCUCAUUACAAGAGUCUUGUGGGCACCAAUAGUUUGGCAUUCUCCUGGUGUGAGUUGCUAAGAGAUUUGGCGGUGGAUAACGACGAUGUAUGGGAUCACGGUCAGUUAAUCGACAAGAUCGACUCGUUUAUUUCGAAUGCCUGAUUUGAGGGUUACCUUUUCUAAAGGCGGGAGAAACAAACUCGUGAUAUUGUAUAUACCCAGGAGACCUUCCGGAACAGGAUUUGCGGCACGGCACGGCAUCGCCAGGAGGCUCUGAUCUUUUUUUUUUUGCUUUUCACUGUUAGCUUGGCGCAUCUACAAUAUACCCCUCGGAGUUUAAGGAGCUUUGUUCUUUCAUGGGCGGGGAUUUUCUGGGAAAGG
Molecule: messenger RNA, 1498 nt
Organism: Hymenoscyphus albidus
Lineage: Eukaryota; Fungi; Ascomycota; Leotiomycetes; Helotiales; Helotiaceae
Source: the annotation of a GenBank genome assembly